Molecule: messenger RNA, 871 nt
Organism: Antrostomus carolinensis (chuck-will's-widow)
Lineage: Eukaryota; Metazoa; Chordata; Aves; Caprimulgiformes; Caprimulgidae
Gene: MRPS17
Product: mitochondrial ribosomal protein S17
Exons: 2
Coding region: 33-446 (137 amino acids)
Biological process (GO): mitochondrial translation
Cellular component (GO): mitochondrial small ribosomal subunit; ribosome
Molecular function (GO): structural constituent of ribosome
Source: RefSeq, a predicted model, not a curated record
GUUGCCAGGCACUGGAUGACCAUAACUAAACAAUGUCUGUACCACGUGGAGCUGUCCAUGCAAAAUGGAUAGUGGGGAAAGUAAUCGGAACCAAAAUGCAGAAAACUGCCAAAGUGAGAGUGACGAGGCUUGUGCUAGAUCCUUACUUACUAAAGUUCUUUAACAAACGAAAAACCUAUUUUGCCCAUGAUCCAUUGCAGCAGUGUGUUGUUGGAGACAUUGUUCUUCUGAAAGCUUUGCCUGAGCGAAGGAGCAAACAUGUGAAACAUGAACUGGCUGAGAUUGUUUUCAAGGUUGGAAAUGUCAUAGAUCCAAUAACAGGAAAGCCCUGUGCAGGAACCAGAUUCCUUGAAAAUCUGUCAGAUUCGGAAAAUCUCACAGAGGCAGAUACUAAUUAUUUAAGUGAAAAACUUCAGGAACUUAAAGUUUGUCCAACAGACAAAUAGUGAGGAAAAUAUUUAAACAGAGGGCUUUUCAGCUUGUCUCUGUCAGGGUUGCUUGGGGCCCUGCUGUUGUAUGUUACAUGUUUCAGUGAAAUCUGUAGUCAAAAUAAAUAGUAAACACAGUUGCUUAUAAGAGCGGAUGUUACAGAUUGAUAGGCACCUGAAAUCUUUAAAUGAAAAUAGAGAGAAAAUUUGAGUUUAGUGUUAAUGCUUCAUUUUGUUGCAUGUAGUUUUGCCCCAAGCCUUGACAGUUUCAAAGCCAGCUGCUCACUUGGAAUGACUCUUCUGGAUUGAGAAAGACAAGAAUAUAACUAUAUAAUGUUUAAGUUUGGUGGGAGGGUCAUUAUAUUAUUUGAUCUGUAUUUUGGACAGUCUUUUGUGGUUUGUAGUAUUACUUAAGAUAAUGCUAUUAAACCUUUUGAAAGGAA